AUGCGGCCAGCACAACAAACUCAGAGCAAUCUCAAUUAUGGUCUGGACCCCGACGUUGUUCUGGGGGAUAAUUGGGAUACAAUUGAGCAUGGGAAGGCUUUGGGUCAAGGCAAAUCGUUCUGGGUUUCGCCUUUCCUCACUCGACACACGAUUGAACUCAAUCUAAUGGAGCCAAAUGUGGUCAUGCUCAAUGAGCUAAGUUGA
Molecule: messenger RNA, 204 nt
Organism: Sphenostylis stenocarpa
Lineage: Eukaryota; Viridiplantae; Streptophyta; Magnoliopsida; Fabales; Fabaceae
Source: the annotation of a GenBank genome assembly